CGCACAAAAAGGGCGCCAAAAAACUUGGACACGACUCGCGAACGUUCAAACAGUUCAUUUAUAUCCAGCCAAUUUCGCGUAGUUCCCGGCGCUUUGCGCCCAGCUGCAGUCCGUGUUGUUAAUUACGUGGGAUAGUUAUUGUUUUUUUGCAAGUGCUUUUGAGUGCCGAAACUAAACCAGUGCUGCGUAAGCCAUCGCAAUCGCGUCCCAGUUCAAUCGCCUGGCAAAAAGGACACAGUUUGUUAGCCAUGGCCCAAGCAGAGGCCAAGACCACGUGCACGCGGCGUCGCCGCCAGUUUUUGCCCGAUGGCCAGAAUCGGCAGCAGCGACAACAACAACAUUGUUAGCGGUUCCCUCUCAAACAAUACCGUUGUGUAUUUGUAACGGCUUGGAUCGCGUACCGUUAAUCGUGGAUUGUGGCAUUAACUUGAACUGGUCGAGCGGCUAGCAGUGAUUAUCCUUGUGAUCCCGCCCAUCGAGAGUGGGGAUAAAAACAUUGGCAACAGUUGGACGUUGGAAGUUCGUAAGCAGUUGAAGCAGUCAAGCCAGACAUCAGAUUCAGUCAUCACAGCUUUCGGAGAACUUUCUACAGUUGAAUUCAGCACCCGGCGCGACAGGCUGUCUCAUUUCCACUUUCACUCCAACUUCCACUUCCACGCUCACACUCAGCCAACUGAAGACUGAAGAGGAGAAAAUAAAGGUUGCAAAAAAACGAACAAAAAGAAGGUUGAAGGCGGCGACAGGCUCGUAAAAGGGCGCUGCUGUACAGCAAUAACAACAUUUUAUGACGGUCACAUAAUAAGAUCGAAACGGCCCCGCCCACUUUCACACAAACCAGCGGCGCAGACGAGGAUGCAAAUUACGUGGCACAUGAAGCGUCAAAGCGUUUGAUUUGAUUGUCAGCGGCAGAAGAGAAGGCAAGCGAAUCGAGUCGUUUACCGCCCGAGUUUACACCUUCAACGGACCGACUGGAACAGAUUGAUUGAUUGAUUGAUUGAUAGAUUGGCCAGUGGUCGGAGGUUAGAGGUCAGAGGCGAAGGCAAAGGCAACGACAGCGGCACAAUGAACAAGAAGUCGCCACUGCCGUUGGCGGCAUUUCUCGGCGGCGACGGCAGCGGAAGCUGUGCCGCCAGCGGCAGCAGCAACGUUGCAGCAACUGCAGCGGCAGCGGCGGCGGCUGCAAACGGUUCCGGCGGCCGUGCUGGUCGCCAAUCGUCGACGGGCGGCUCGUCGAGCGGCGGCGGGGGUUCAAAGUCGGAGAAACAGGCGGCACGGGAGGCGGGCGGCGGCGGCGGCAGUCUCUGCGGCUGCCAAAAGGCGCCCAAGUCGCACUGCAUAUCAGCAACAGGCGUGCUUUUGCUGGUGCUGCUCUACACGGCCAUGGGUUCCAUCGUGUUCGUGACCCUCGAGGGCGAACUGGAGGACGGUGGCGCCCUGGAAACCGCUGUGGCCGCCUCCAAGCCAUAUCCCCGCACCGAACUGGCCAACGCCGAGAUACGAUCCAGAACUGUGGAUCGCUUGUGGUCGAUAACGGAGGACCUGAAUAUAUUGUACAAGGAGAACUGGACGCGCCUCGCCGCGCAGGAGGUGCAGCUGUUUCAGGACACUUUGCUGCGGGCGGUGCGACAGUCGAAGGUUUAUCCCCCCGGAGGAAUCCAGUUGAAUGCGCCCACACAUAAAUGGACCUACGCCUCGGCCUUUCUCUACUCCCUGACAUUAAUUACGACGAUAGGCUAUGGCGGCAUUUCACCACGGACGCAGUGGGGCCGAGUGGCGGCCUUGGUGUACGCCUUGUUCGGGAUACCCAUUGUGCUGCUCUACCUGUCCGCCAUGGGCGAAGCGCUCUCGGCGGGAAUGCGCUGCCUGUUCCGGCGCCAGCGUGUGAAGGGCGGUCCAGGUGGCGGACCAGGUGGCGGUGCCUCCGGUGGCGUGGGCUCGGGCGCCGGUGGAAGCGGUGGUGGCCGAAAGACGGACAAGACCAAGGGCCAGGGGCAGCACUACGGCCACCAGAAGUUGCAUCAGUACGGCCUGCCGCCAUCGGUGUACCAGCAGCAGCAGCAGGCGCAGCAAGCGCAACAGGCACAGCAGCAGCAGCAGGCGCAACAAGCGCAGCAGGCGGGGCAGCAACAGCAGGUGCAGCAGGGCAAAAAAUCCUCGGGCAAUCGCCGUGGCUCACCCAGUGUACCCAUCUCCAUAUGCGUGUGUGUGCUGCUCUGCUAUGUGAGCAGCGGUGCGAUUUUGUUCCACAAACUGCAGAACUGGAGUGUGCUGGAGUCGCUCUACUUCUGCUUCACCUCGCUGGGAACCAUUGGAUUCGGUGAGAUGGCGCCCAAUGGCGCAGUGGCUCUCUAUACGGCCUCCGCGUACAUUCUGGUCGGCAUGGCCGUGGUGGCCAUGUGCUUCAGCCUCAUCCAGACGGAGAUCGUACUGUGGCUGCGCCGGUUCAGCGUGCAGGAUCACGUGAUGCCCAAGGCCGAGGAACUGGCUCUAGUCACCGUGGCGGUCACGCCGAAACCCUCCUGACAGCGACCCAGUGCGGAUCCCAGUCUGGGCGUCGGAUUGGGAGUGGGUCUGGCCGGCGGCGCCCUGGGGCAGCCGCAAAACAAUCUCGGCCAGCACCAGACCAUGUUCUUUGGACCCGCCCACACGCUGACGCAGUACAGUUCGCUGCCGCGCAGGAGUCACCUGCAGGCGGCCAACCAUUCCGGCGGAGGAUCGGCCUUCCAGCGAAACACGCCCAUUCGUAGAUCGACGGGCAUACCGGAGCACCAUUUGGAGUACUUUGUGCCGCGCAGCAUCAGUGAGUUUAAUCUGUCGGGAGUGGGCGAUCUCGCCCUGCCGCCACCCCGUCGAUACUCACCCAACAUGGUGGGUGGUGGAGGAAUGGGCGGCAUGGGCAUGAAUAUGGGUGGCAUGGGCAUGAGCAUGGGCAUGGGCAUGGGCCUGCCACAUGGCCUCCAGCUGGGUCCACCACAGACGCUGCUCUGCUCGGCCACGCCCACUGUGCAGCAGCAGCAACAGCAGCCGCCUCCGCCGCCGGCACAGCUGCAGAUUGUCACCCUAAAGCCGCGCAGCGAAAAGAUGGUCACCUUCGAGGAUGAGUCAAAGCAGGCGGUUGGCGGUGGAGCAGUCGGCGGAGGAGCCGGCGGCUCGGGCACGCCACCGCAUUGUCCACACGGAGUGCCGACGACUCCGCGAAAAUCACCGGCCGUGGGCGAUAUAUUCAUGUGACCAGGAGCGCAGGACGAGGCGGCCCAGUUGGAUGCAGCAAUGCGAUUGCGCGACAGCAUCGAUGAUGCACUGUGUCCAAAAGUUGGACCGGCGCCAGGUGAAGUGAUACGUGUCUAGAAAACAAAAUGAACAUUCUCAACGCAAACACUCACACCAACACCAACACACUGUAAGUAAAUGCACACACACACACGUAUAAAAGAACUCUUUCCAAAGCAGAAGAGAGUAUAGGAAAAAAGCAUUGCCUACUUUUGAGGGCCAAUGCUCUCAACUUGAAGUUCAUUGUGUUUUUCAGCAUAUAAGUAUAAAUAAAACAUUGAGCAAAUAUUUAUUAUUAUGUGUGUAAAUAUAGCAUACAAAAACCACAAAGAAGGCAAACAACUAAAGUUGAAUCGCACUUUGCGACAGAAUGAGAGAGUGAAUUAAAAUUAAAAUUCUAAAUGAUAAAUGCAUAAAUAAUUGAAUGCUGCGUGAGGGCGUUUUACGGUUAAUGCUGUAGAACACGGAUCCAGAAAUUAAUAAAUACACUCAACCACACACACACCACACACAC
Messenger RNA from Drosophila teissieri, 3784 nucleotides. RefSeq lists its product as uncharacterized. NCBI's taxonomy places the organism in Eukaryota, Metazoa, Arthropoda, Insecta, Diptera, Drosophilidae. The transcript has 7 exons. The record is from RefSeq and is a predicted model, not a curated record. Gene Ontology annotation, cellular component: membrane. Gene Ontology annotation, biological process: stabilization of membrane potential; potassium ion transmembrane transport. Gene Ontology annotation, molecular function: potassium ion leak channel activity.